Hyaloperonospora brassicae is the source of this 1470-nucleotide messenger RNA. The record is from the annotation of a GenBank genome assembly. NCBI's taxonomy places the organism in Eukaryota, Oomycota, Peronosporomycetes, Peronosporales, Peronosporaceae.
AUGAGUGAGCUAAAGAAACGCGCGGCUGCUGAUUUCGCGGGCGACCUGAAGCGUCACACGGCGCAACAGCCAAAUGCUGAGGAGAAUUUGGUGUUCGAGGACCCGUUUGGCGACGACGUGGAGGACGAGGAGAUGGUCGAGAGCGGUGGCGAAGAGGAGGAGGUCGUGGAUGGAGAGAGGUCCGCUGACAGGGACGUCGACAUGGACGGGGACGAGCAGACGGACACGCAAGUGAAGAAGGUCUUCAUGCCUGGCGUGGACAAGCUGCAAGACGACGAGGUGCUCGACUACGACAGUAGCGCCUACGACAUGUACUACGCGAUGACGGCCGAGUGGCCUUCGCUUAGCAUUGACGUUGUGCGCGACGAUCUCGGCCUGGUGCGCUCCCGCUUCCCUCUGACGAUGUUUGUCGUGGCCGGCACACAGGCGACCGACGCUGACGAGAAUCAGAUCACAGUGAUGAAGAUGUCGGAGUUGCACAAGACUAAGCACAACGACGACUUGGACUCGGAUGGUGACGACGACUCCAAUGAUGACGACGACGAGACGGAAGGAGAUCCAGUGCUUGAGUCUCGCUCCAUUCCACACAUCGGCGGUGUAAAUCGUAUCCGUUGCAUGCCGCAGUCAUCUAACAUUGUGGCCACGUGGUCAGACCGCAAGAAGGUUCACAUUUGGGAUAUCGCUAAGCAGCUCGAGUCACUAAACGGCAAGGCGAGUGCUCCUUUGCCAGCAAAGCAAGCGCCCGUGUACACGUUCUCUGGCCACGCUGAUGAAGGCUUUGCCAUGGACUGGUCUUCUAUGGAGACUGGUCGACUAGUGACGGGUGACUGCAGUAAGUUUAUAUAUCUCUGGGCCAACGCAGAGGGUGCAUGGAGCGUCGAUAAGGUGCCGUUCACAGGCCACAAAAGCUCAGUGGAGGACCUGCAGUGGAGCGUGACCGAGGCGUCAGUGUUCGCGUCGUGCUCGUCCGACCGUACCGUGCGAAUUUGGGACACCAGGCGGAAGGCCGGAAGCAUGCUGGACGUUGUCGCGCACGAAGACGAUGUGAACGUGAUCACGUGGAACCGAAACGUCGCUUACCUCUUGGCAUCUGGCUCGGACGAUGGCUCGUUCAAGAUUUGGGAUCUGCGUAACUUCAAGACUGACAACCCGGUGGCGCACUUUCGGUACCACACGGCGCCCAUCACGUCGAUUGAGUGGCAUCCGACCGAUGAGUCGGUGCUUGCUGUGUCCGGUGCUGACAACCAGAUCUCGGUCUGGGAUAUGUCCGUAGAAGAGGACGCUGAGGCCGUUGUGCCUGUCGAUGGGGAAAAUAACGAGGCGAAGCUGGACUUACCGCCGCAGCUGCUGUUCAUCCAUCAGGGCCAGACUGACAUCAAGGAGCUGCACUUCCAUCCACAGUGCCCGGGCGUGCUCGUGAGCACUGCUGGCGACGGCUUUAACGUUUUCAAGCCUGCUAAUAUUUCGUAA